This is a messenger RNA of Drosophila obscura, 6247 nucleotides long. It is a transcript of the gene Rbfox1, whose product is annotated as ecdysone-induced protein 74EF. Lineage: Eukaryota; Metazoa; Arthropoda; Insecta; Diptera; Drosophilidae. Gene Ontology annotation, biological process: nervous system development; regulation of alternative mRNA splicing, via spliceosome. The record is from RefSeq and is a predicted model, not a curated record. The coding region runs from base 638 to 3604 and encodes 988 amino acids. Gene Ontology annotation, cellular component: nucleus; cytoplasm. The transcript has 17 exons. Gene Ontology annotation, molecular function: mRNA binding.
GAUUAAUGAGGCAAAAGUGUUUUAUCGUGCCGUGCGUUAAAUAUUUAAUACAAUAUCAAAUAAAUGUUGCAUAAGCCGGCUGUCAUUUAGCAUCUUGCGUGUGGCUACCAUUUGAGUGUCUGUGUUUUUACUCUGUGUGUUUACUCUGGAAUAUUCCUAAACAAGCCUAGACAAGGAUUCUCCAUAGAGCUUACACGCAACUCUACACAAGAACCGAUCAGUCGUUUCAGCUAACGGGAACACAAACAAGAAGACAGAAAACAGAAAUGAAGCCGCAUCAGAAUCCCUUAAUAAACUGUUAGAGUCCACUCCCCAGUGGGAUUCACCGUUAGGAGAUCACGCGCGUGCACUAGCCGGUAUUUGUGUAUUGGUGACACGUACACGUACACGUACAAAUAACUGUACCUCCUAGGACCCUAAAAUCUCGACUCGAAUUCAAUUAGGUGCCAAAAAAGGAGGAAUAUGGAAUGGAAUGCCACGACACACGUGUAUAAUAUACGAGUGUGUUGAUUGUGUAUAAGUAUUACUGUAUUUGGUGCGUGAUAGAAAAGCCAAGAGCAACAACAGUUACAAAAAAAUUAAAAAAUAUAUUUGAGAGAAAACCCGCAAAAAAAAAAACGAAAAACAUUACAACAAAAUGUCUGCGCCGGCAGUUGAAGUAAAUGGAAGUGUUCCGGUAGUGGAAUUUCAUCAAAGACAGCACAUGGUGCAGGCUGGCGUGGCGCCAUUUCCGGGCGCUCCGGCCGGUUAUGCCGCCGCUCCAGGGCCAGCAGCAGCGGCCGCGGCAGCAGCAGCCGCUGCCCAGCAAGCAGGAGCUGCUGCGGCCGCUGCCCAACAGGCUGGCGCUGCUGCCACAGCCGCCGACAGUUUGUCCCUGGCUGUGGCAGCUGCAGCAGCCAAACAGCAGGCUGAACCAGUGACCCAGUUAAAGGCGGCCGGCGAGCCAGGAGGAGCUGCCACCGGGAACACAGUUGCAUCAGCAGCAGCAGGAGCGGCAGCGCCAGGAGCUGUCGGAGGAGUUGCAACAGAAUAUGCCACGGCCAAUGGUGCUGCAUCGGCAUCAGUGGUGGUCACGAGUGUGUCCGAAUGUGCACCGUUGUAUAUGCAACAGACAAAGACAAAUCUGUCAACACAAACACAGACACUGUACAAUGGAACAGCCAGCAGUGUCGCAUCCUCAACAGUCACAGUCGCUGGUCCUGGUCCGGGUCGGGUCGGGUCCUGGCCAAAUCCCAGUUUCAGUGGUCACGCAGCCAUCCCUGACAAAUGGACAUGCCAUGGACCAACUGCAACUGCAGCAGCAGCACCAUCACCACCAGCUACAACUUCAGCAGCACCACCAACACCCCAACAGCAGCAGCAACAACAACAACAACAACAGCAGCAUCACCAUCACCACCAGCAAUCAUCGCAGCCCCCACAAAAUGUGCUCAGCAUAUCCACAGUAUUGAUUGCCAAUGAGGCUGCUGAUUCCCAACAGAGCUCAGCCCACUCGAUUGUUGGCACAGGAGGCGGUGGUACAGGCGGCGGUGGUGGCGGUGGACCGCCUGGCUCCCCGCUCUGCAGCUCCCCGUCCAGCGUCACAGCAUCGCAAGCCACAGUCGCCGCAGUAGCAGCCGCAACAUUCAAUGGAAGUGCCACAGAUAGCAGCAUGUCGGGCAACACAUCGCCGAUAGCCAGCGGCGAACCGCUGCUCCAGACGCCGCCCGCCAUGCAACAGCAGCAACAACAGCAACAGCAGCAGCAGCAGCAGCAAAUGCCGCUCCUGUGCAGCAGUCCCACAUCGAUGGCAGCGGCCACAUCCGUCACGGCCAGUUCGAUAGCCGCCGGCGCACUGGCUGCCACCAGCAGCAGUGGUGUGGGUGUCGGUCUCUUGCCCACCGCCGGCCUGGACAGCAUGGCCAGCAUUGCCAAUGGUGGGGCGAUGGUGGUGCCAGCGAGUACCUCGCAAGUGAUUGCCCAUCUGAAUGCUGCAGCGGCAGCAGCCAGCGGCAUCAUGACCGCCUCCGUGCAGUCGCCGAAUGUGGUCACAAGUCUGACCAGUGCUCUAGUCCCCGCACAGGCGCUGCCGACGGUCGCACAGGCCGUUGCCGCCUCCAUGGAUGCCAAAAGUCAGCCCAAGCGGCUGCAUGUCUCCAACAUACCGUUCCGCUUCCGGGAUCCCGAUCUGCGUGCCAUGUUUGGGCAAUUUGGAACCAUUCUCGAUGUGGAAAUCAUAUUCAAUGAGCGCGGCAGCAAGGGAUUCGGUUUUGUAACAUUCGCUAACAGCAACGAAGCAGAACGAGCACGCGAACGUCUACACGGCACCGUGGUUGAGGGACGCAAAAUCGAGGUGAAUAACGCCACUGCACGUGUACAAACCAAAAAAGUGACAGCAGUACCCAACGUUGUACUGACCAAAGAUGGUGCCAUGCCGGCCCCAGCUCUAGUCUGCGUACAAUGGCCAGAAGCCGCCGUAGCCGCUGCCAUGCGUGGAGUGGCCAUUCAACGUGGACAUGUGGGCGUGGUCGGUGCCACACCCUACCAUCAUCCCCAUCAUCCGCACCACCAUCAAGCGUUGCUGGCGGCCUCCGCCGCUGCCGCCCAACAGCACCAGCAGCAACGCCAGGUGGCCGCCGCCGCCGUGGCCGCAGCAGCUGCCCAACAGCAGCAGCAGGUCCACCAGCACCAGCAACAGCAGCAGCAACAACAGCAGCAGCAGGUCCACCACCAGCAGCAACAGCAGGCCGCGCACCACCAGCAACAGCAGCAGCAGCAGCAACAACAACAGCAGCAACAACAGCAUGCCGCAGCCGCCGCCGCCGUAGCCGCCUCGCAUCCGCAUGCCCAUGCCCAUGCCCACGCCCACGCGCUCGCCGGACUGCAGCCGACACUCCAGGCAGUGGCCGUGCCCAAUGCUGGAGCCAAUGCCGCUGCCGUCGCCCAACAGCACUCGGCGCUGCAACAGUCACUGGCGGCUGCUGCGGCUGCGCAGAAUCAGGGAGGAGUCGCCACCAAUGCGAGUGCUGCUGCCGCGGCCGCCUAUGCCGCCCGCCUGUCGGCGGCCACUGCUCAACAGACGCCGGCCGCUGCUGCUGCGGCUGCUGCUUCCAUGGCAGCGUCGGCCAAUGCGGCCAACAAUGCUGCCGCUUUGCAUGGAUUUGCGCCUGUAUACUAUGAUCCCUUCCUAGCAGCCGCUGCAUCCGCUGAUCCGAAUCUACGCUUCCAGGCAGCCAAACCGGUCACUGAAGUUCCAGCCGCUCAGCCAGCCGCCAUAUUAAAUCGCCGCACUGUGACUACGCUAAACAGUAACCCACAUACGAUCAACCGCAUUCCGGUACCACAGAAUGUUUUGGCCGCUGCUCCGCUGUUAAAGACACCCCUGUCUCAGGCCCAGCAGCAGGCGUAUGCCACGGCUGCCACCACCUACACGGCGGUUGCUGCCCGAGCGGCCUAUGGGGCCGCUGCUGCAGCAGCCGCCCAGCCGGCUCUUGCCGGAUAUGCCACCGUAGCGGGCUAUGCGCGCGAGUAUGCAGAUCCUUAUCUAGGACAUGGCAUUGGACCCGUGCCCGGCUAUGGGGCAACCAUGUACCGCGGCGGCUUCAAUCGAUUCACGCCAUAUUAGGAACCAUUAAGAACGCCAGUCAGCCAAAAAAUGCACUUGAACUACUCUCGAUGAAAAUGCUCAAUAUAUGAACAAAGAAAAUGCGAAUAAGCAAGUAGCUUAGAAGUAAAUACUCCUCCUCUACGUGCAGUAAGUAGAAGUUACAACCAACCCGAUAGAUACAAGAAACUCAACACACAACAGCCGCCGCUCAAAGAUCUUGGAGAGUUGAAAAUCAAAGCUAAAUGCAACCAAUGCAAAUGCAAAAGAAAAAGAGAACAUAAACAAAUCAAUGUCGUCCAGUAAAAGCCACAAAACUAAAACCAAAAGAGAAAAAAAACAAAACAAAAAACGCUAAACACAGUUCUAUGGAGUUUGUAUAAGUAACAAAAAAAGAAAAGGAACAAAAGAAAAUUACAUAAAUUAAAAGAAAAGAAAAGCUCAGAUUGCAAAACAGUUUUGCAACAAGUGAAAGAAAAACAUGUGCUUCAUGCGUAGAUUUUUACCAGAACAAAAGCUGAAACUUUGUGCGGCAAAGCAGAAUUUAUAUAUACAUACACAUACAUACAUACAUAUAUAUAUGUAUAUAUAUAUAUAUAUAUACAGAUAUAUAUAUACCAACAAGAUAUAUAGUUAUGAUAUAGGCAUUGUAUUUGUAUAUCAGAAACCAAACAAACAAAAUGAGCAAUGUUUUUUAGAUACUUUUCAUGCGGUAACAUCAUCAGAUAUUAAUAUUAACAUACGAGCAUACCUUUUGGUUGUUGAUUUUGGAACUUUGUUGAACUAAGUUUUGAUCCCCCCGUAUGCUUUAAAUGAUUUACAAAUAUUAAACAUCCGUAGCAUUGUGUAGUAUGUAGUAAGCAAAGGCAUCAGACAACGGAACAAAUUAACCAAUUAAAUUAUGCUAUAUUGUUUGAACAAACUUAAAACAGAGGGGACAAUGUAAUGCACAAAGAGUUUGUUUAUUUGCAUAUAUGUUAGAUAUAUAAUUUCAUAUUUGAAAAUACCCAAAGAAUACUCAUUUCUGUACUGUAUUGUCGACGAAUUUAUUUUAAAUGCAUUGCUUUGGUUGUUCCUAGUAUUUUUAUAUAUUUUGGCAGCUAACCCCAAACAGAACUCGACUCAAUUCGAAUUGCUCAAAAAAAUCGUAGUGCAUAGGUACAUAAAUGCAAAAGAUCAACACGUAGACAUAUCCUUGGAAUAUACAAUAAUAUUUACUUUAAAUGCCGCCAUAGCAGCAAAGCAAACAAAAAGAAAAAAAAAAAACAAAAGAAAAACACACAAAAAAAAUCUAAAAACAAAAAGAAAUUAGUUUUUAAAAGUCAAGCUUCCAGUGACAAAAAAAAGCCAUUGAUGAAUGAUGUGGAAAUCGAAUAAUAAGCAUUACAAAUUAAACAACUUUUAGCUCCUACUCCGUAGCACUUUCCUUGUGUGUUGUGUAAGACAGAACAGAAACCCAAAACUAUUAAGAAAAGCAAAUGAAAAUGAACCCUCUUUGACGUUGUUCACUUUCGGACUAGACCGAGGCGAAAACACUUCCUUCCCUAAGAAAACUAAGAAUUUAUUUUCUACACACACUCGAAUCUAAUGCACACACAGAAAACAAAUGCUAAAUGCAAAAUGCAAAAAUACCAAAUGGAAACUUUUAACGUUGUGUAUUUUUCAAAAAGUUAACGAUCAAAUGCUCAAUGGAAACAACAACCAAAAUGACGUACGUGUUCUCUAUUUUGAUUCUUAGGCAGCCACUGUCGUCGUCAAGUUUAUACUAGUUGUUUAUGAACCAUACUAUGCUAAAGAAAUCAAAGCUACUAAAUAUUGUGCGUGUGUGUGUGUGUAAUCGUGCAAUUCUUAAGUGUUCUUCAAAUUUCCUUGAAAGAAAACAAAAAACCAAAAAAAAAAAAACCUAAAGCAAAACUAUGCAAAAUUAUAUGGAAGGACAGGCAGGAAAAUUUCAUCAACUCCAAAGAGCUUCAACUUUGAUGGGUUUUCUUUUUUUUUCAAUCUAAUCACUUGGAAACUGUCUCAGAAUGUACAUACAUAUUUAUGAAGAUAUAUAAUAUUUUACAUUAUUCCUCUCCAAAAACAACACACACACCAAUACACGCACACAAUGAAAUAUAGAGAGAGGAAGAGGGAGAAAGAGAAGAGAAAGAGAGAGCAUAGCAACAGGAUUAGGGUUGCCCACAAAAAACUCGAAGCAAUUAUGUCAUACUCAGAUUUAUACGCACAUAAAUGUGUUACUUUUUUUGUUUGAUUCUCUCUCAUAAUUAUUAUACUGAUAUACUAUACAUUACGUUGACAUUUUUAAAGCCAAAGUUUAUAUUUUAAAACGAUUUUUAGUUAGAUAUUAGUUAGUACGCCGAUGACAGAGACAGAGAAAGGGGACAGAAAAUGUGAGCGAAAAGGAAAAACAAUAAAAAAAAGAAAAUAAUGAUGAGAACAAAUCGAACCCAACAAUUGCCAAAUUAAAUGUAGCUUUCAAGUGAAUUAUCUAUAAUAAAGACGUAAUUAAAUAAAAUACAUUUUUCAAAUAGUGCAGAAAUAGUUUGGGUCCACCCGAAAAAUCACCCUAAAACAGACACACACACACUGACGCAGACGCAGACACAGACACAGAUUUGGGUUUUAUGAGCAGACAAAAGAUAAAAACAAUCUAGUUAUAAA